AUGAACUGUCCCUCGCGCAACGACGACAUCACGCUGGAGCAUCCCGACUGGAACCAGAACCCGCCCUUUCUCGCCGCCGACCUCACCACCUGCGAGGACCUGAACGGCAUCGCCAACGCCCGCGAGCAACGCCGCGCCCGGAGCGGUGCCGGGAUGGGUCCGACGGCCGGGGUGACGAGAUGA
Messenger RNA from Colletotrichum spaethianum, 183 nucleotides. RefSeq lists its product as uncharacterized. The record is from RefSeq and is a predicted model, not a curated record. Bases 1 to 183 code for a protein of 60 amino acids. Lineage: Eukaryota; Fungi; Ascomycota; Sordariomycetes; Glomerellales; Glomerellaceae. The transcript has a single exon.